CCUUCCCUCAUUGUUUUUGUUCAGCCGUCGAAAAUGUCGAAGCGAGGACGUGGAGGGUCAGCUGGAAACAAGUUUAGGAUGUCACUGGGUUUACCAGUGGCGGCCACGGUGAACUGUGCCGAUAACACCGGUGCUAAAAACCUCUACAUCAUAUCGGUGAAGGGAAUCAAGGGCCGCCUUAACCGCUUGCCAUCGGCUUGUGCCGGAGACAUGGUGAUGGCCACUGUCAAGAAAGGGAAGCCUGAUCUGAGGAAGAAGGUCUUGCCUGCUGUCAUUGUGAGGCAGCGCAAGCCUUGGCGCCGAAAGGAUGGUGUUUACAUGUACUUUGAAGAUAAUGCCGGUGUCAUUGUGAAUCCGAAGGGAGAAAUGAAAGGUUCUGCCAUAACCGGUCCAAUCGCGAAGGAGUGUGCCGACCUAUGGCCAAGGAUUGCAAGUGCAGCCAAUGCCAUUGUUUAGUGAUUUCGUUUCCCUGAAACAUAGUUUGCUGGAUCUUUUAUCUUUCCCAUUUUGAACUUUUAUCGAUGUCACUCAUGCUCGACAUUUUUGGAUUCGUGUUUGAUGGUGUUUUGAGAACU
Messenger RNA from Hibiscus syriacus, 575 nucleotides. Its product is annotated as 60S ribosomal protein L23-like. Lineage: Eukaryota; Viridiplantae; Streptophyta; Magnoliopsida; Malvales; Malvaceae. The record is from RefSeq and is a predicted model, not a curated record. The coding region runs from base 34 to 456 and encodes 140 amino acids. Gene Ontology annotation, biological process: translation. The transcript is spliced from 3 exons. Gene Ontology annotation, molecular function: large ribosomal subunit rRNA binding; structural constituent of ribosome. Gene Ontology annotation, cellular component: ribosome; cytosolic large ribosomal subunit.